This is a messenger RNA of Colletotrichum higginsianum IMI 349063, 534 nucleotides long. RefSeq lists its product as uncharacterized. Bases 1 to 534 code for a protein of 177 amino acids. Gene Ontology annotation, cellular component: anaphase-promoting complex. Lineage: Eukaryota; Fungi; Ascomycota; Sordariomycetes; Glomerellales; Glomerellaceae. The record is from RefSeq and is a predicted model, not a curated record. The transcript has a single exon. Gene Ontology annotation, biological process: anaphase-promoting complex-dependent catabolic process.
AUGCUCCGUCGCCCCGCGACAACCCUCGGCAUCACGGCCGAGGACAUCGCCGCCUACGAGGACCGCCGCGCGCGUGAGUCCAUGCUACGUGAGCGUCAGGUCCUCGUGCAGGCCCAGCAGCAGCAGCAACAGCAACAGCAACAAGCCGCCCUCGCCGCUCAGCAGCAGCGGAUCCUCCGGCAGCAACCCCAAUCACAACAGCAACCCUUCUCUUCGCCGCAACCGCUUCAUCAGCAGCCGCAGCAGCAGCAGCAACGGUACACACAAGCGCAGCUUCAACAGAUGCAGAGGCUUCAGCAGCAGCAGCAACAGCUCGAAGACGAGAGCAUGCUCACCGCCGAGGGCGAUGACGAGGACGAGAGCCUGGAUGAGUACGAGCUGCUGAGGCGGCAGCAAGAGAUGAUGAGGGCGCAGAGGGGGCAGCAGCAGCACGGGAGAAUCGGCGGUCUACAGACGACGCCCACGCCGGGUGACGGCGGACGAGGAGGGCGGACGAGGGAGGAGAGGAUUGGCGUCGGGCGACGCGGGAGGUGA